CACACGCACACAGACGCGCACUCAACUUCCACAGUUUCUUUAUUUUCUGCAGCAGGAAAAUUGGAAGCCAAAUCGACGACGAAAUUCGCAGUGAACGCGCCGCGGCUACGCGACCGUAACGUAAUCUCGUUGGUGAUCCGGAGGCGAAGAGCCCCCCGAGCGAUGCCAGCAACUGGCCAGCAACCAGCCGUCCAAUAACCGAAUUCCCCCUCGUUCGAUUUUCAAGUCGGAGUUGCGGAAUCGCCGCGACCAAUCACCGCCAGUCAUCGUACGUGGCGCUAUUCUCGAAGUCUCUGGAGGAUCUGGAGUUCUGGAGGCGCCUUUAGCCAUGACGGAUGCCGCCGAGAAGGGCCUGCCGGAGAUGAAGGGCUGGCUGCUCAAGUGGACCAACUACAUCAAGGGCUACCAGCGCAGGUGGUUCGUUUUGUCCAAGGGCGUGCUGAGCUACUACCGCAACCAGACGGAGAUUAACCACACGUGCAGGGGCACCAUUUCGCUGCAUGGAGCCCUCAUCCACACGGUGGACUCGUGCACGUUCGUCAUCUCGAACGGCGGCACCCAGACGUUCCACAUCAAGGCGGGCACCGAGGUGGAGCGGCAGUCCUGGGUCACCGCCUUGGAGCUAGCCAAAGCCAAGGCCAUCAGGGCCAUCGAGAGCGAGGAGGAGGAGGAAACGGAGACGGCGCAUGUGGUGCCCAGCCAGGAGAUCAGCUCGGUGGUCAGGGAUCUCACCGAUCGGCUGGAGAACAUGCGCACCUGCUACGAUCUGAUCACCAAACAUGGAGCUGCUUUACAGCGCGCACUCAACGAUCUGGAGACGAACGAGGAGGAGUCGCUGGCCAGCAGGACAAAGAUCGUCAACGAGCGGGCCACCCUCUUCCGGAUCACCUCGAAUGCCAUGAUCAAUGCGGGCAACGAUUACCUGCACUCGGCGGAGGCCCAGGGCCACAAGUGGUCCAAGAUGCUGCACCACGAGCGCGAGCAGCGCCAGCGGCUGGAGGACAUGGUGGAGCAGAUGGCCAAGCAGCAGUCGCAGAUGGAGCAGGCGGCGGUGAUGGUGCGCCAGAACAAGGCGGUGGCUUCAGGAUCGGGAGGAGGCACUGUUCCCGGUUCCCUGGUGACUUCCGAUGAGGAAAUGGAGUUCUUCGAUGCCGAAGAGCACGGCUAUUCGGGAGCAGAGUCGCCGGAUCGCGAGCGCGGCACCUUUAUCCUCAAAAUGAACAAGCGGCGCAGCAGCAGCGAGGAUCAGGUGGAGGGCCAGCUGGAGGGCAGCUCCUCGGAGAGCGACGAGCAGAAGCGCACCGUGCAGACAGUGCAGCAGGUGUGCCUGGUCAGUGCACCCCGAGUGGCCUCCGGUGGCCAGGGAGACGACGAUGACGAGGUGGACAAGGCUGUGCCUGCGAAGGCGAGCACCGACUCCAUCUACGGACGCAACUGGAACCCGGAGCUGAUGAAGAAGCGGCGCGAGCGGGUGCCGGACAAGCCGAACCACCCCGUCAGCCUGUGGGGCAUCAUGAAGAACUGCAUCGGCAAGGAUCUGUCCAAGAUACCCAUGCCCAUCAACUUCAACGAGCCGCUGUCGAUGCUGCAGCGCCUGGUGGAGGACUACGAGUACUCGGAGAUCCUCGACUAUGCGUCGACGUGCCAGGACGAGUGCGAGCAGCUGGCCUACCUGGCCGCCUUCACCGUCUCCGCCUACGCGACGACCACGAACCGCACCGGCAAGCCCUUCAAUCCGCUGCUCGGCGAGACCUUCGAGUGCGACCGCAUGGACGACUACGGCUGGCGGUGCCUCGCCGAGCAGGUCUCCCACCAUCCGCCCAUCGCUGCGCUCCACUGCGAGAGCAAGAACUGGACCUGCUGGCAGGAGUUCUCCAUGACCAGCAAGUUCCGCGGCAAGUACGUGCAAAUUAAUCCAUUAGGCGGCGUCUAUGUGCAAUUCGUGGACAGCGGGCGGCGUUACAGCUGGCGCAAGGUGACCACCACGGUGAACAACAUCAUUGUGGGCCGCCUGUGGGUGGACCAGCAUGGCGAGAUGGAGAUCCGCGGCUCGCAGGCGGCCGAGGGGACUAAGUGCAUCCUGAACUUCAUCCCCUACUCGUACUUCAGCCGCGAAGUGCAAAGGAGUGUGAAGGGCGUGGUGAUGAACAAGGACAACGAGGUCAAGUGGGUGGUGCGCGGCACCUGGGAUCUCAAGAUCGAGAUCGCACCUGUGCUGAAGACCACGGGAACGCCCAGUAAUCCAACCUACACCACGGGCGAGUUUAAGCUGGCCUGGCGGAGACGUCCCGCUCCGCCGGAGUCGGAGAAGUUCUACAACUUCACCACUUUAGCCUGCCAGCUGAACGAAGAGGAGGAGGGCGUGGCGCCCACAGAUUCGCGCCUGCGUCCCGACCAGCGGCUCAUGGAGCAGGGCGCCUGGGAUGAGUCGAACAAGGAGAAGCUGCGGCUGGAGGACAAGCAGCGCACAGAGCGCCGAAGGCGCGAGGCCGAGGCGGAGGAGGCGGCGGCGGAGGGCAGGCCGUAUCCGGCCUACGAGCCCAUGUGGUUCAAGCGCGAGAAGGAGGAGGGCAGCGAGGAGUAUGUGCACGUGUUCAAGAACACCUACUGGGAGGCCAAGGCGGCGCAGAACUUCGAGGGCUGUCCGGAGAUCUACUAGAA
Drosophila takahashii is the source of this 2661-nucleotide messenger RNA. RefSeq names its product oxysterol binding protein (gene Osbp). The record is from RefSeq and is a predicted model, not a curated record. Gene Ontology annotation, cellular component: plasma membrane; perinuclear endoplasmic reticulum; intracellular membrane-bounded organelle. Gene Ontology annotation, molecular function: sterol binding. NCBI's taxonomy places the organism in Eukaryota, Metazoa, Arthropoda, Insecta, Diptera, Drosophilidae.